UGUUAGCUGUGACCUCCAUUUAUUCUUCUCUUUCUUUCACCAUUCAAUUCACUUCUGCUUUUCAUAAUCCCUGAAAAUCUUCGUCCGUUUAAUUUCUUCUGCAUUAUGGCUAUGUUGUCAUCAUGCAUGUGACUUAGUUUUACUAUACAGUAAUUCGUAUUAUGUGUGCUUCCUUUAUAUUAUUAUGAUUUACUUCUGUCUCUCAACAAAACCAAUCUCUUUUUUCUUUUUAGUUUGGUGAAUGUUAUCCAUUUUAUAUAUUGAUUGUAUAAUGCAGAAGAGGCACCUAAAAUCAUAAAAUUUUGUAUAAUUUAAUAAAUUUGAAUUCUUGAAACUUUGUAAAAAAACAAUUGUGCAACUCUACGCUAGGUAUUGGAACUUCUAGACAUGGACAAAUUAAAGGUAAAUGGCUCUCCGGACACAGUUCUAGAGGACUUUUUGAGGGCUGCAGUGUCACAAUCAGACUCUUCAAAAGCUAGCACUUCAGAAUUGGAAGGUGCAAAACAUAACAGGCGUGUUUCAAGAUGGGCUGGAGUUUUCGAGCUAUUUCGAACGAAAUCGAAGAGAUACUUAGCUAAGGAUCCUCAAGGUUCUUCUCUUAAAGUACUGUCUAAAAGAUUUAGCAGCAGCACGAGAGAGUUAGUUGGGGCUGUGAAAAGUCCCAUUGUUGAUGAUGAUUUCAAGUACUUCAAGCCUAAGUGGAGGAAUUUCACCCUCUCUGAGCUCCAAGCUGCAACCAACAGUUUCCAACAAGAAAACUUGAUAGGAAAGGGUGGUUAUGCAGAAGUUUACAAAGGAUGUUUAAGAAGUGGACAAUUUGUCGCGAUUAAGCGGCUCACGAGGGGACCUCAAGAUGAGAGAACAGGGGAUUUUUUGUCUGAGCUUGGAAUAAUGGCUCAUGUCAAUCAUCCAAACACCACCAAGUUGAUUGGUUAUGCAGUUGAAGGCGGACUCUAUCUUGUUCUUGAGCUUUCGCCUAAUGGAAGCUUGGCCAAUAUGUUGCAGAUGUCAACGCAGAAACUAGACUGGAAAAUCAGGUAUAAGGCAGCUAUCGGGACAGCUGAAGGGCUGCGCUAUCUUCACGAGGGUUGUCAAAGAAGAAUCAUUCACAGAGAUAUUAAGGCUGCAAAUAUCUUGCUUACAGAAGACUUUGAGCCUCAGAUUUGUGACUUCGGCCUUGCAAAAUGGUUGCCAGAGCGGUGGACUCACCUCACUGUAUCGAAAUUUGAAGGCACAUUUGGUUACCUUGCUCCAGAGUUCUUAAUGCAUGGCAUAGUUGAUGAAAAAACGGAUAUUUUUGCUUUUGGAGUGCUAAUGUUGGAACUUAUCACUGGACGCCGAGCUCUUGAUUUCUCACAGCAAAGCCUGGUCUUAUGGGCCAAACCACUGCUGAAGAAGAACAGAAUUAGAGAGCUUGUUGAUCCUUCACUUGCUGAUGACUACAACUUGUUACAAAUGAACCUCAUGGUCUUAGCUGCUUCUUUGUGUAUACAACAGUCUUCCAUCAUACGUCCACAAAUAAGUCAGGUUCUGCAGCUUCUCAAAGGCAACCGCGGCAGCCUAGAUAUUAUCAGGAGAUGCAGAAAAUCUUCCCAUUGGACGAGGCACUAUGAAGACCUCUUUUGUGCAGAAGAAUGUAAAAUGAUCAGAGGUUUAAGUAUGCAGGAACAGUCCAGUUGACGUCUGAGAUGGCUCAAACUGUGUCACUGAGUUGACAAAAGAUGGAUCUUCACGUUUCUUCUCAUGAUUUAAUGGAAAGCAUGGAGUGUUAUGCCUCUGCUCAUAUUUUGCUCCCUGCCGCAAAGUAUGAAGGCAAGGAUCUAAAGUCAGUCUGUGACCCCUGGAUGCCAAACGCGUCCUAUAGUUACUGAAACAAUUGUCAUUGUUCACACGUUACAUCAAAAUCAAUGAAGAAGUGACUAUAGUCUCUAAA
Capsicum annuum is the source of this 1933-nucleotide messenger RNA. RefSeq names its product receptor-like cytosolic serine/threonine-protein kinase RBK2. Gene Ontology annotation, molecular function: ATP binding; protein kinase activity. The coding region runs from base 388 to 1680 and encodes 430 amino acids. The transcript has 7 exons. The record is from RefSeq and is a predicted model, not a curated record. NCBI's taxonomy places the organism in Eukaryota, Viridiplantae, Streptophyta, Magnoliopsida, Solanales, Solanaceae. Gene Ontology annotation, biological process: protein phosphorylation.